AUGACACCGUAUGUGAUCUCCCAUCUGCAUGAAAGACUGGAUUCCGACGUUAACUAUUCCUUCGGCAUUUGGAUCUCCGCUGGAUCAAUCUCGUUUUACGCAUCCAGUAUGCCAAUUUCUGGUCUCUUAGCACAAAAAGUUGACAUUUUGAAGCUGGUUGCCAUUGCUAGUUUCUUAAACAGUUUGAGCCAUUUCGCAUCUGCCUUCGCAUUAACACAGCAUAAAGUGCUGUUUUUCUUCACCUACUCGGUCCUAACCGGCAUCUCCAUGGGCCUGGCUUUUGGGAUCAUUCUCCAAACAUCGCUCGCAUGGUUUCCAAGGCGAAAAGGCCUCGUUGUGGGAAUUUGCACAGUCGCUUCGGGUCUGGGCUCCACUCUACUUGCGCCUUUUCAAACUCUCUACAUCAAUCCUAACAAUUUGUCACCAAAUAGCAGUACUUCCAUGUUUGAAGACAGCGAAAUUCUAAAUCGUACGCCCCAGUCCUUGCAAGUAACUGGCAUUGUUGUAACAAUUCUUGCCGCAAUCGGAAUUUCACUCUUUCGUCUAAGACAAGUGGAAAGUUCAAAUGAGGCGAAAAAUAAUGUGGAUGAUGUGCUCGAGGAUAAUCCAGGCUACAAUGACUUAAAGGAAAUUGAAGGUCUAACGCUUGGUGAAGCUCUCCGUGUACCAAAUUUCUACCUAUUCAGUGCGAUUGUAUUUUCAUCCUACUUUUCUGUUAGUGUCCUCAUGGCGAAUGUUAAGACCGUUGCCCAGACAGCCAUUCGAGAUGAUCGAUUUCUUAUGAUCGCGUGUACCUUGGCCGAGGUGCUGAAUAUUAUUAGUCGGUUCUUCUGGGGGUUGGUGUCUGACUGGUUGUCAUUCAAAGUACAUUGCUAUAAAAUGGGUAUUUUAUUAAUGCAAAUUUAUGAUUAUAAACGCUUUAAUGCUUGGGCAGGUGGAAACGCAAAUACAGCCGAGAUUAAAUUAUAUCUUAUUAACGAAGAAAUAGCUGCUACUAUUCCACUGAUUAUAAAUUGCAUCGUCUACGGCACAAUACUGAUUACCUUUCCUUAUAUUGUCUGGCUACCUGAUGUCAAUCGUGCCUGCUUUGCAAUUUGGACAAUGCUACUCUUUCACUGCCUGGCGGGAGUGUCUGUUUUAAUUAGCUUCGGCGCCGCCGCCUCUUUUGGAGCCAAAAAUGUUGCUUCCAUAUUUGGCAUGAUAUUUGCAGCCUCGGUUCCAUCUUCAAUCAUCUGCUCUCUAAUACUUUAUUUCAUCGAUGUCAGCAAAGUAAUUAAAGAAGUGUUCCUUGCGGCUGGACUUGCGUCUUGUUGCGGUGAGUAG
Messenger RNA from Rodentolepis nana, 1323 nucleotides. The record is from the annotation of a GenBank genome assembly. Lineage: Eukaryota; Metazoa; Platyhelminthes; Cestoda; Cyclophyllidea; Hymenolepididae.